CUGAGUUCAAAAUUUCAACGGUACUGAGAGUCCCGCGGCGGGCUUGUGGCGCUUGGCAGCCAAAACUGUGGCAAGGCUCUUAAUAAGUAUCUGUCAGACAUCAAGAUUUCAGAAGAGACAGGAAAGAGUAUUGUAAUUUGAGUCACGGCUGUAGACAAGUGGACUGGAUAAAUUGAUCAAAACAUAGAAGGUGGCCUGUUAAGAAGAGUGACAUAAAUACUGGGGAAAACCUGCUCUUCUGCAUAAGGGUGACACAAUGUCACAAAUUACAACUCCUUAUUCCUUUGAUGCCCCCUCUGACUUCAUCAAUUUUACCUCUUUGGAUGCUGAGGAAGAUACUGAAAAUGUAGACUCAUGGUUUGACAAGAAGGCCAAUUUGGAGAACAAAUUUCCUGGGAACAAUGGGAUAGGAGAGCUUUUUUCUGCCAAGACUUCCUUGAGAAAAGCUAAACUUCAGCAAGGUAGUACCACACCUUUGAAACCAGGUAAGAAAACAUUUGGUGGAGUGACUAAGGGAUGUACUGUUAUUAAGCCUUUCAAUCUGUCCCAAGGAAAGAAGAGAACAUUUGAUGAAGCAACUUCUGCAUAUGUGCCCCUUGCACAGCAGGUUGAAGCCUUUCAUAAAAGAACCCCUAACAGAUACCAUUUGAGGAGCAAGCAGGAAGGUUUUAGCCUCUUACCCUCCAAGUCAUCUGUGACCAAGAUCUCCACAGACCCUCAGACUCCUAUACUGCAGACAAAAUUACGAGCAAGGCCUGUGACAUGCAAAAGUACUGCUGAGCAGGAAGCAGAGGAGCUUGAGAAAUUACAACAAUACAAAUUCAAAGCACGGGAACUUGAUCCCAGAAUUCUUGAAGGUGGACCCAUCUUGCCUAAGAAACCCCCCGUGAAACCGCCUACUCAGCCUAUUGGCUUUGAUUUAGAAAUUGAGAAAAGAAUUCAGGAGCGAGAUUCAAAGAAGAAAUCAGAGGAUGAACACUUCGAGUUUCAUUCCAAACCUUGCCCUACAAAGAUUUUGGAAGAUGUUGUGGGUGUUCCUGAAAAGAAGGUACUUCCAAUUACUGUUCCUAAGUCACCUGCCUUUGCAUUGAAGAACAGAGUCCGGAUGCCUACAAGAGAAGAUGAGGAAGAGGAUGAACCAGUAGUGAUAAAAGCUCAACCCAUGCCACAUUAUGGAGUACCUUUUAAGCCUCAACUCCCAGAGCCAAGAGCUGUGGAAAUAUGCCCUUUCUCCUUUGACUCUCGGGACAAAGAACGCCAGCUACAGAAGGAGAAGAAAAUAAAAGAGCUGCAGAAAGGAGAGGUACCCAAGUUUAAGGCACUUCCCUUGCCUCAUUUUGAUACUGUUCACCUGCCAGAGAAAAAGGUAAAGAAUGUGACCCAAACAGAGCCUUUCUUCUUGGAGACUGACCGAAGAGGUGCUCAGAAGGAAGAGCUAUGGAAACACCAGCUGGAAGAAGAACUGAAACAGCAGAAAGAAGCAGCUUGUUUCAAGGCUCGUCCAAACACUGUCACCUCUCAGGAGCCCUUUGUUCCCAAGAAAGAGAAAAGAUCUGUUGCUGAGGGCCUUUCUGGUUCUCUAGUUCAGGAACCUUUUCAGCUGGCUACUGAGAAGCGAGCCAAGGAGCGGCAGGAACUAGAAAAGAGAAUGGCUGAGGCAGAAGCCCAGAAAAUCCAGCAGUUGGAAGAGGCUAGGCAACAGGAAGAAGAGCAGAAGAAGGAGGAGCUGGCCAGACUACGGAAAGAACUGGUGCACAAAGCAAAUCCAAUACGCAAAUACCAGGCUGUGGAGGUGAAGUCAAGUGACCAGCCUCUGACUGUGCCCGUUUCUCCUAAGUUCUCCACUCGAUUCCACUGCUAAGCCCAGCUGUGAGCUAUGGAUACCACUUGACAACAGAAGCUGCUUACAUCACACCAGGCGUGGAGACAACUUCUCUAGACUUCUACCACAUCUAACAAAGUUGUGGACAUCAGUUUGCUGAAAUUGUUUUGUACAGUUUUUAGGCUAAUGAGACUCAAUCCAUCUAUGCCUUAGUCAAACAUCUUGUAGUUUAUUUCCUUUAAAUAUCAGUUGACUCUUAAUAUGAUCUUAACUAGAACUUCAAGUCUCUGUGUCAGCACAGUGGAAUUCUGUUUCCUCUUAUCCCCUUCCUUUUUUUUUAUAUAUAUUUUAUUUAGGAAAUAAACAUAGUUUUAAGUCCUGAAAUAGGAUUUAAUUCAUGGUUUUACUGA
Molecule: messenger RNA, 2232 nt
Organism: Dipodomys ordii (Ord's kangaroo rat)
Lineage: Eukaryota; Metazoa; Chordata; Mammalia; Rodentia; Heteromyidae
Gene: Tpx2
Product: TPX2, microtubule-associated
Exons: 13
Coding region: 257-1861 (534 amino acids)
Biological process (GO): activation of protein kinase activity; regulation of mitotic spindle organization
Cellular component (GO): spindle; microtubule
Source: RefSeq, a predicted model, not a curated record